Sapajus apella (tufted capuchin) is the source of this 1420-nucleotide messenger RNA. It is a transcript of the gene SPAAR, whose product is annotated as small regulatory polypeptide of amino acid response. The record is from RefSeq and is a predicted model, not a curated record. NCBI's taxonomy places the organism in Eukaryota, Metazoa, Chordata, Mammalia, Primates, Cebidae. The transcript has a single exon. The coding region runs from base 238 to 510 and encodes 90 amino acids.
UGUUCUCACGUCUUCCAGGGCAGUGCUUCUUCUAGCUGAAAUGGAGCUGACCACAGCUCUUGGAGGCCUGGCCUGAGGCAUAGAAAAUAGAGAUUAUCUGAGAUUUGAGCAGUGGGGUCACUUGGCAGUGCCCGAUGGCCUGGAGCAGGAGCGCCCCAGGGACUCAGAGCAGCGUCUUCUUAGGAGACAGAGGGAGAGCACCGGGGCCCAGCCAUCACCAAGAGCCUCCUGUUCUGAAUGGGAGUGAAGGCUUCGAGAGGACCUAAGGUUGCUCAGCGGGCCAUGGAAACGGCAGUGAUUGGAGUGGUGGCGGUACUGUUUAUGGUGACUGUGACCAUCACCUGUGUCCUCUGCUGCUUCAGCUGUGACUCGAGGGCCCAGGAUCUACAGGGGGCCCCUGGGAGCAGCUUCACGGUGGCCACGUUUCACCGGGAGGCUUCUCUCUUCACGGGGCCUGGUCGCCAUGCCCAGCCAGGGCCUAGUGCCCGGGACUUCUGGACCUUCAUGUGAGGCCUGAGUCCCUAGGAUUUGCUAUACUGAUGGAUCAGACUCACCCGCCCCUCAGCAAGCCUUCCCUAGCCUUCCACCCCUCCCAGGGCUGCCUCCCAUUCCUUCCCCUCCUGUAACCUGUGAGCUCCCCAUCUCCUCUCCCACCCCAGCCUUCUGUGCCCUCCAGCCUGGGGGAUCCUUGGUAUUGGAACCCCUGAGCCCAGCUGGAGUCAACCCACAGGAUGGGGCUUAGGAGGGGUCUGAGGAGUGAGCGAACAGACACAGCGCUGGACUGCAAGGCCGCCGAGUCUGCUGAGCUACACCAGGAACUGAAAUACCACUGGAAUUUAUUGUAGGCGGUGUGCCUGCGACGCUGGUCUAUUGCCACCUGAGGACACAGCACCCUCAAGUGGACAUUUUUGGAAACCGCUUCUUACUUGCUCUCCUAAUUGAUUCCUUUUGCACAUUGCACAGAACCCAGCCUCCAGGCCUGCUCCCUGCCAUUUGCCUGAAAUCAGCCCUAAAAUUCUGAAGAGCUGCUUCCUGGGAACAAAUGAUUUACUUUAGAACUGAAAAUGUAUAUCCUUUUACGGGCCUUUCCAAAUCUGAUUUGGAGAGAAAAUAAGAGCCACAGAAAGCACAAUGCUUUAUUGAAAGGAAAGCCAGACAUCUGAUUUUUAAACAUAUUUUUAAUGUGUUUUGUAUUGCAAUAUUCUAACAGGUCACUUCUAUUCUUAGAGAAUGUGACUUGCGUUACCCAGGAGUGGCAGAAAAACCAGGAACUGAAAGAUAAUUCCAGACAAGUUAAAAUGUUAUGUUACAUUCAGAGCAUGUAACAAAGCUCUUGUUUUCAUCACAAAUAAAGACAUAUUCAGUUGUUGUUAAUAGAAAACACAUUCUCCCGUGGCCAUGGAAUAAAUGCCGUGCUGUA